AUCGUUUUGAAAAUAUGUUUGGAACUAGUACAAAUACGUAGAUUUGAAUUAUACAUCUAAUAACUUUAUUUGGCAGUAAUCAAUCAUUAUUUACGAGUUGAUAUUACUUGAAAACGCACGCAUAUAGUAUACAAAUUAUAGGAGGAAGAGGGAAAAACUGACAGAAGAGAACAAGACGAAAUACGAGGAAAGCAACAGCAGCACCGAACCAAAACGGAAAGAGGGUGCCGCAGCAGCCUCACUGAGGAGCGAAACCACCACGUCGCCAUUGAAAACUUGAAUUUUGGUCUCUUCGUAGAGAGUAGAAACCAACUGAUAAUUUAUUUGUGAAAGGUCUUGCCUUAGUAAUGGGUGCUCCUAAGCAGAGGUGGACGCCAGAAGAAGAAGCUGCUCUUAAAGCUGGCAUUAACAAAUAUGGAGUUGGAAAAUGGAGUACCAUCCUUAAAGAUCCUGAAUUUAAAACGAUCUUGCGAUCACGUUCUAAUGUGGACCUUAAGGAUAAGUGGAGAAAUAUGAAUUGCAUGGCUAAUGGAUUAGGAUCUCGGAGAGCUGGUGUUGUACAUAAAAACAGUCAGGUGGCCCCAAAGCAUGAUGAAGGCACUUCGAUGGAUAGCUUGGCUGUUGAGAAGGAUCCUGUAGUUCUUGAUGCCAAGCCUCUUUCAGAAGUGUACGUGACCACCAGGGAUGCUAAUUUGGAAAACCAGAUUUCAAGGAUGGAUGAUCUAAUAUUGGAUGCUAUAACAAAGUUGAAGGAACUUCGAGGAUCUAGUCGGCAUGCGAUUGCCAAAUACAUAGAGGAUCAUCAUUCAAUGCCUCCAGAUUUAGAAAGGAUUUUGACUGCAAAUUUGAUGGCAUUGACAGAAAAGGGAAGAUUGGUUAAGGUAAAGCAUCAGUACAGAAUUGCUCCAAGGUCAAUAUCGUUGGACAAAGGGGAAGAUCCAACCUCAUCACAUGCAGACGGAGCAAAGGACUAUGUGGAAGGUCUGAGAAAUGGUAUCAUUAUACUUACCAAAGCCCAGAUUUUCGCUGAGCUAGAGAAGAUGAGGAGCAUGACCGCGGAAGAAGCUGCAGCGGUUGCUGCACGAGCAGUUGCAGAGGCAGAAGCUGCGAUGGCAGCAGCUGAGGUGGCAGCAGUGGAAGCAGAGGAGGCGGAGAUUGAGGCAGAAGCGGCACAAUGUUUUGCCGAUGCAGCUCAGAAGGCUCUUACCUGUGUUUCUUUUCGUAGUGCUCGAUUGGAGUACAUGGAUAUGUAAGUUAGACUGCACUUCCACUUAGUUGCAAUGGCUUAUAUGAUUUAUUUGACUAGUGAAGUUGUAAAUACAAUUUUUGUCAUGCAUCUCAAUGUUUGAUAGAUUUUCCUUUUAUUGCCUUUUA
Messenger RNA from Salvia miltiorrhiza (redroot sage), 1374 nucleotides. RefSeq names its product single myb histone 5-like. Bases 348 to 1253 code for a protein of 301 amino acids. Gene Ontology annotation, cellular component: nucleosome. Gene Ontology annotation, biological process: nucleosome assembly. The record is from RefSeq and is a predicted model, not a curated record. NCBI's taxonomy places the organism in Eukaryota, Viridiplantae, Streptophyta, Magnoliopsida, Lamiales, Lamiaceae. Gene Ontology annotation, molecular function: double-stranded telomeric DNA binding. The transcript is spliced from 6 exons.